CGGUUUUAAACUACUGUGCGUUUGUUUGUUCAGGUUUGUGUUGAAGCGAAAUUCUCGUUCUAUUCUAUAACCUGUUAUUCAGUUGCGAGUAUUCGUUGAUAUUCCUCAUUUCAACCUAUCAGGUAUCAUCAGAAUUUGAUCUUUGAAAACUGAAUAGUCUUAAAUGAUUUAACACAAAUAAGCAUUUUAUUAUCCUAUUCAAGUGAGUGAUCUCAAUAUGUCAGAACAAUUUUUGGGCUGUACUGUAUCCAUAAAGUGUACAGAAGAUUUAGGAAGCUACCAGGGUCAGAUUGUUGCCCUGAAUGAUCAAAUUGUUACACUCGCUAAACCAUUUUGUAAUGGUAUCCCUCACAAUGGACCAACUGUAACAUUGAGAGCUAAAGAUAUAGUGAAUGUAGAUAUUAUUCAAGUAGAAGAUGCCACAGCUCAAAGAGAUGUACAGGCACAAAGUAAAGUCAUGGUCAAAAGACCUAUUGCAAAAAGAGUUGGGAGAUCAGUUUCAGAAUGUUCUGUACCUAUAGCACAACCUCAAACAGUUCAGCUAUUGCCAAAUGUAAGAAAACAGCAAUCAGAAGUACAGCCAUAUUCAGAAGUACAAAAUGCCAAUGGAAAAGCUGGUCAAGCUAGAACAUCCAGAAAAAAAAUGAGUGAAAGAGACGAACAAGCUUUUGGUACUCCAAUUGACCAAUCAUUGAGCCAAGACUUUGACUUUGAAAAAAAUCUUGCAUUGUUUGAUAAAGAGGCUGUAUGGCAAGAAAUUAAUUCUAAGAAACCAGACGUCGUACAACAAUCUCAAAAUAGAGGAGGCAAUAAAGGCAGGUACAGACAUGAUGAAAAUGUACUAGAGUCAGAACCUACAGCUCUUAGGCAAAUUGCAGUACCUAGUGCUGCUGCAAAAGAAUAUGUGACUGAUGACGGUUUAAUAAUACCAAGUAUUACAUUGGAGCUCCAAAGACAAUUGAUUGGAGCUGCUGACAGACUUGGAAUUAGUUGGGAACGAAGGGUAGAGUUAUUGGGACGAGCGGGUACUGAGAUAAUCUUGCAACUCCUUGGAGGAGCUCACCGAUUGAAUCCUAAUAAUGCCCACCAAUGGCCAACGGUUGUCGCUCUCUGUGGACCUCACAGAUCUGGCGCCGCAGGUAUAAAUUGCGCACGACAGCUAUCGAGCCACGGAGUUAAGACAAUCGUCUACGUGGAAAGCUCCGAGGACAUAUUUCUGCUACAGGAGUUGUCGCUUUAUAAGCUCACAGGAAAUAAAGUAGAAAAUGCCGUGGAGAAGUUGCCAACGGUAGCAGAUCUUAUAAUUGUUGCUCUCUAUGAAGAGAAAUCUCCUCGAACCAUCACCCCUGUAGCCAAGUGGGCAAAUAAUAACCGAGCUUCCAUACUGGCGAUCGAACCUCCUUCGAUGGGUACACCUGGUAUCAUCAGCAAGUACAGUCUUGUAUCUGGUUUACCUCUAUCUCAUUGCGCUGAAAAUGGCAGAUUGUACCUGUGUAACCUAGCUCUGCCAAGCAGAGUAUUUUCGGACGUAGGCAUUUCCUACAGAUCACCGUUUGGACCGAAGUUCGUCAUACCUCUGCAUCUUAACAGUUCCUAGCAAUUCCAUCGAAGCGGCUUUUAAGCGGCUCUGCGUACUUUAAAAAUAAACUAACAAAGUUGUCAUUCUCGGUUUCUUCUGGAUAAUAUUUAAUAAGUGUAUAUUCAUACGUGAGCUAAGUGGAUUUGCGCGCAAUCUUCAUUUGAUAUGAAAGGACAGACGAACGAUGAGAGACAAAACGAAAACAACGCUAUUUCUUGAAAUAUAAUGCGACAUUGUAAACCAGUAGAAAAUUAUUUAUAAAGAUGGAUUUUCAAGCAUUUGUCUUUGAUAUUUUUAAACUUUUGCAUUUUUAAGGUGAUGAUUUAUAUUGAUUAGAAUUUUUAUUUCGAGAAAUAAUUUAAUUGCGAAAGGUCGCUAAUGCGUAGUAAGUUUCUACUGAUUUCUACAAGAAUUUUUCUAUUCAGAAUUUUCUGUCUAUACUUUCAACAAUAAGUUAAUUCCGUACUAUCGCGGUGUUUGAUGAUAAUGUUAUAUGGAGAAUAAGUGACAAUCGGGAGUGUACAAGACUUAUUACGACAACUGAAAUUAAAGCAGCAGCUGACAUAGUCUGCUUGCGACAGUUUUAAAGGAUUUUAGACCACAUGACUAUACAAAUUUGUAAAAUUUGGUAGCGGCAAAAGCAGAAAAAAUUUUAUUUGUAUAUUUUUUUAAAAAUCGGUGUUGAGUUUUCAUUCAUCAAAAUUGUUUUAUUUAUAUUUUUUAUAGUACCAUAGCAAAACAGAAUGUUAUAAAAAAACUGAUUUGUGUAAAUGAAAUUUGCUAAUAACGAAUUAAAGUGAUAUUGUACUCCCAAAAGAAGCAUU
Molecule: messenger RNA, 2403 nt
Organism: Phymastichus coffea
Lineage: Eukaryota; Metazoa; Arthropoda; Insecta; Hymenoptera; Eulophidae
Gene: Edc3
Product: enhancer of mRNA-decapping protein 3
Exons: 6
Coding region: 218-1597 (459 amino acids)
Biological process (GO): P-body assembly; deadenylation-independent decapping of nuclear-transcribed mRNA
Cellular component (GO): P-body
Molecular function (GO): mRNA binding
Source: RefSeq, a predicted model, not a curated record